Messenger RNA from Quercus robur (English oak), 777 nucleotides. RefSeq lists its product as uncharacterized. The record is from RefSeq and is a predicted model, not a curated record. The coding region runs from base 1 to 777 and encodes 258 amino acids. NCBI's taxonomy places the organism in Eukaryota, Viridiplantae, Streptophyta, Magnoliopsida, Fagales, Fagaceae. The transcript has a single exon.
AUGUGCAGAGUGUUCCCAACCACACUGAAGGGACCUGCGAGGGUUUGGUUCGGUAGACUGACACCGAAUUCCAUCAAUACUUUCAAGGAGUUGAGCGCCCAGUUCACCUCCCACUUCAUUGGCGGACAUCGGUACAAGAGGUCCACCGCGUGCUUGAUGAGCAUCAAGCAACGAGAAGACGAGACGUUGCGAGCCUACAUAACCUGCUUCAACAAAGAAGCCCUUUCGAUCGACGAAGCGGAUGAUAAGAUACUGGUAGCCGCAUUUACAAGCGGGUUGAGGAAGGGGAAGUUCUUGUUUUCCUUGUACAAGAACGACCCGAAGACCAUGGCGGAUGUACUCUAUAGGGCUACCAAGUAUAUGAAUACAGAAGACGCACUGUUGGCCCGCGAAGAGAAACCUAAGAAGAGGGAGAGGCAGGAGGAUAUGCGACAAGAUAGGGGGCGAAAGGUCGCUAGAACCGGGGAUCAGCGUGAUGACAGGCGCUUCAGACCCCCCAUAGGAAGAUUCACCAAUUUCACCCCAUUAACCGCCCCAAUCGACCAAGUACUGAUGCAAAUCAAAGAUAAAGGAGCAUUGACAUUCCCAGGGAAGUUGAAAGGAGAUCCCAACAAACGACCGAGGGACAAGUAUUGUCGCUUUCACCGGGACCACGGGCAUGACACUGCCAACUGCUACGACCUGAAGCAGCAGAUUGAGGCACUGAUCAGACAGGGAAAGUUACAAAGGUUCGUUAGCAGGGAAAAGACCGACAAACCGGAAGAGCAGACCCCAUGA